CGUGUCCACCAGCCCGAGCUGUCUGCUGCGUUCGUCAGCGGAGCGGGGCAUCCGGGGCCAGAGGAGAGGGCUGCUUGUCCUGGCGGCUCCCUGGCCUGGGGGCUGCAGACUCCAAGGGCCUGGGCCAGCCCCGUAGCCAGGGAACCAGAAUGGUGGGGCCUGGGAGAGGACGGGGCAGGCUGGAGAUGGAGGUGCCUCCCCUUCCCCUGUUCGCACCAGCUCCUGAGUGGGCCUUGCCUUCCUGCUGGGCUUUCAGCAGAGAUGCUGAGCGGAUGGUGGGGUGCACUGCCCUGCUCAGCCCCUACUGAAGAGCCCAGUCUCUUCUUGUUUGGGAGAAAUGGCCGCUACUGUGCCUCCUCCUCCUCAGCUGUCCUCUCUCACCCUGAACCAGAGGAGCAGGAGCGGCUUCGCUUGGAGCGGGAGCGUGAGCAGGAGCAGAAGAAGGCCAAUAGCCUGGCCAGGCUGGCACAUGCCCUUCCUGUGGAGGAACCCCGCAUUGAGGCACCACCCCUGCCUCUGUCUCCGCCGGCUCCCCCGCCCGCACCCCCACCACCACUUGCCACCCCUGCCCCACUGACUGUCAUUCCUAUUCCUGUGGUGACCAACUCCCCUCAGCCACUACCCCCACCCCCACCCUUGCCGCCGGCAGCCCAGCCUCUGCCCCUGGCGCCUCGUCAGCCAGCCCUGGUUAGCACCCCUGGACUCAGCAUUAAGGAGCCUGCCCCCCUGCCCAGCAGGCCACAGGUGCCCACCCCUGCUCCCCUACUGCCGGACUCGAAGACCACCAUUCCACCCACGGGCAGCCCCAAGCCUUUGCAGCCCCUCCCCACGCCUAUCCUGAGCAUAGCACCACACCCUGGAGUCCAGCCUCAGCUGGCCCCCCAGCAGCCGCCCCCACCCCCCCUUGGGACCCUGAAGUUGGCACCAGCUGAAGAAGUCAAAUCCAGUGAACAGAAGAAGAGGCCAGGGGGGAUCGGAACCAGAGAAGUCCACAACAAAUUGGAGAAGAACAGGAGGGCCCAUCUGAAGGAGUGCUUUGAGACCCUGAAGCGGAACAUCCCCAACGUGGAUGACAAGAAGACGUCCAAUCUGAGCGUGCUGCGGACGGCGCUGCGGUACAUCCAGUCCCUGAAGAGGAAGGAGAAGGAAUACGAGCAUGAGAUGGAGCGGCUGGCGCGGGAGAAGAUUGCCACGCAACAGCGGCUGGCAGAGCUCAAGCACGAGCUAAGCCAGUGGAUGGACGUGCUGGAGAUUGACCGCGUGCUGCGGCAGACGGGCCAGCCCGAGGAUGACCAGGCCUCCACCUCCACCGCCUCUGAGGGUGAGGACAACAUAGACGAGGAUAUGGAGGAGGACCGGGCGGGCCUGGGCCCACCUAAGCUGAGCCAUCGUCCCCAGCCGGAGCUGCUGAAGUCCACCCUGCCACCCCCCAGCACCACCCCCGCGCCUCUGCCUCCACACCCGCACCCUCACCCCCACUCCGUGGCCCUGUCUCCUGCCCACCUCCCCGUGCAGCAGCCGCAGCCACAGCAGAAGACCCCUCUGCCAGCCCCUCCUCCCCCACCGGCUGCCCCUGCCCAGACACUGGUGCCAGCUCCGGCCCAUCUGGUGGCAACGGCUGGGGGCGGCUCCACGGUCAUCGCCCACACAGCCACCACGCACGCUUCAGUCAUCCAGACUGUGAACCACGUUCUGCAGGGGCCAGGCGGCAAGCACAUCGCCCACAUCGCCCCCUCGGCCCCCAGCCCUGCUGUGCAGCUGGCGCCUGCCACACCCCCCAUUGGGCACAUCACAGUGCACCCUGCCACCCUCAACCAUGUGGCCCACUUGGGCUCCCAGCUGCCCUUGUACCCGCAGCCCGUGGCAGUGAGCCAGCCCGUGGCAGUGAGCCACAUCGCCCACACCCUCUCGCACCAGCAAGUGAACGGCACAGCCGGCCUGGGGCCCCCGGCUACUGUCAUGGCGAAGCCGGCCGUGGGGGCUCAGGUGGUGCAUCACCCCCAGCUGGUGGGCCAGACCGUGCUCAACCCUGUGACCAUGGUCACCAUGCCCUCCUUCCCAGUCAGCACGCUCAAGCUGGCUUGAGGACGAGGCCACUCAGAGGCCCCCAGUGGGGACAGGGAGGGGGACCUGUCCCCCACUCUCUCACCCACCAGCUCCACACAUUCCAGCCAGGCCCAGGCCCGCCCCCCCCGACCCACCCCCAGGCCUCCUAGGGGAAGGGGGUGCAAAGACUCUGAGCCAAGGGAGGGAAG
Molecule: messenger RNA, 2255 nt
Organism: Mandrillus leucophaeus (drill)
Lineage: Eukaryota; Metazoa; Chordata; Mammalia; Primates; Cercopithecidae
Gene: MNT
Product: MAX network transcriptional repressor
Exons: 6
Coding region: 262-2085 (607 amino acids)
Biological process (GO): regulation of transcription by RNA polymerase II
Molecular function (GO): protein dimerization activity; RNA polymerase II cis-regulatory region sequence-specific DNA binding; DNA-binding transcription factor activity, RNA polymerase II-specific
Source: RefSeq, a predicted model, not a curated record